AUGUCAAAACGUUCAGUAACAGAGGUACAGUCGGCAUCAACGAGCGACUCCCGAAAGAUUCCUCGUAGAAGCACUGUCCGCGAGCCCUCAGCGCAGGAUGAAAUGGGGGAAUUCGAGGACGGGUGGGAGGAUGAGUUCGAGAGCGAUGAAGAAGUCAUUGAUGACGAGGCUAAUGAGGGAGAAGAUGACAUGGAGGUCGACGAGGUGCUGCCUGCAAUUGAAGAAUCCGACGAACAGCCGGCACCGCCAGAUAUCUUCAUUCCAGGCGUCCACCACCUCGGGAAAGACGAGAUACUCGAGCCCGAUGAUUCUGUAUAUCUCAUGCGACACUCGAUGAACGUCAACUGGCCAUGUCUCUCCUUCGACGUCCUGCGAGAUAAUCUAGGAGAUCAGCGGCAGCGUUUCCCUGCUACUGCCUAUAUCGUCGCAGGCACGCAAGCGGAUGUCGCAAAAAAUAACGAGCUCACUGUAUAUAAGAUGAGUUCACUACAGCGGACGCAGAAGGACGGUGACGACUCCGACUCUGAUGAUGAGGACGACGACGAUGCGCUUGACGACGACCCAAUCCUAGAGUUCCGUUCUGUACCUCAGCUUGGCGGCGUGAACCGCGUCCGCGCACAACCACUUCCCCUUUCGUCACCCCUUCCAUCUGUGUCACAGCCAUACUACGUCGCCAGUUGGGCAGAAACAGGAAAAGUGCAUAUAUGGGACGUCCGACCACUGAUAGAGGCACUCGACGUCCCUGGCUACACAGUCGACAAAUCAAGAACACACAAGCCCGCGUUCACCAUAAACUCACACGGCCGGGCAGAGGGCUUCGCGAUGGACUGGGCGUCGUCCGGCGGCGCGAACCCGUCCGGGCUGCGCAUCUUGACAGGAGACAUCCAUUCGAAGAUAUACCUUACGACCACCACGUCAUCUGGGUUCAACGCGCUCACACAGCCAUUCGUCUCGCAUACAUCGAGCGUGGAGGACAUCCAGUGGAGUCCUUCGGAGGCGACGGUCUUUGCGUCGUGCUCGGCAGACCAGAGCGUGCAGAUCUGGGACGUGCGGAGCAAAGGGCGGAAGAGCGUCGCCGGCAUCGAGCAAGCCCACGAGUCCGACGUGAACGUCAUCAGCUGGAAUCGUGCAACAAGCUACUUGCUCCUGAGCGGCGGAGACGAAGGUGGCAUCAAGGUAUGGGAUCUGCGAAACGUGAAGAAGCAAGGAAUCGCGCCGGACCCCACACCGGUGGCUACCUUCUCUUGGCAUCGUGCACCCAUCACCUCCAUCGAAUGGCAUCCUACCGAAGACUCCAUCUUCGCGGCGUCGGGCGCAGAUGACCAGGUAACGCUCUGGGACCUCGCCGUCGAGCAGGAUGACGAGGAAUCCGGAGCGAUGGAAAAGACUCCAGAGGGCGGGCGGGACGUGCCCCCGCAACUGCUGUUCGUGCAUCAAGGCCAGAAGGACGUAAAGGAGGUGCACUGGCAUCCACAGAUCCCAGGCGCAGUCAUUAGCACGGCUCUGGAUGGGUUCAACGUGUUCAAGACGAUUUCAGUUUGA
Molecule: messenger RNA, 1542 nt
Organism: Sparassis crispa
Lineage: Eukaryota; Fungi; Basidiomycota; Agaricomycetes; Polyporales; Sparassidaceae
Product: Ribosome assembly protein
Exons: 4
Coding region: 1-1542 (513 amino acids)
Molecular function (GO): protein binding
Source: RefSeq, a predicted model, not a curated record